UUGCUCUUCCGCUGCCCGUCACCCGGACCUCCCCGGUGUCUGAGCCCCGCCGUGGGGGACGCCGGGAGAUGUAGUCCUUGCGGGCAGCACGCUGCUCUGUGUUGUUUUGAACCCGGAGAGCUUUAUUGUUCGCGGACAGAAGAGGAGAGGAGGAUGGCCGAGAGCCGGAUGGCCGAGAGCCGGCUGGUGGUUCUACCUCAGUCCCGGAUCCGGGUCAUUAUGAAGAGCUCGCCCGAUGUGUCCAGCAUCAACCCGGAUGCCCUCCUCCUCACCACCAAGGCCACGGAGCUCUUUGUGAAAUACCUGGCAUCAUAUUCCUAUAAACACGGCACGGGUAAUAAAGACAACACGCUAGCGUAUGACGACUUGUCCGACACAGCUGAGAAUAGCGACAUCUUCGGAUUUCUCUCUGGUAGGUGGAUGCCAUUAACGUUCAUUCCACUAUUGUUCAACCAAGUGUGUUUAUUUUAG
Staurois parvus is the source of this 471-nucleotide messenger RNA. Lineage: Eukaryota; Metazoa; Chordata; Amphibia; Anura; Ranidae. The record is from the annotation of a GenBank genome assembly.